This is a messenger RNA of Apis dorsata (giant honeybee), 7503 nucleotides long. Its product is annotated as latrophilin Cirl-like. Gene Ontology annotation, molecular function: carbohydrate binding; G protein-coupled receptor activity. Gene Ontology annotation, cellular component: membrane. The record is from RefSeq and is a predicted model, not a curated record. Gene Ontology annotation, biological process: cell surface receptor signaling pathway; adenylate cyclase-activating G protein-coupled receptor signaling pathway. Bases 2480 to 6418 code for a protein of 1312 amino acids. NCBI's taxonomy places the organism in Eukaryota, Metazoa, Arthropoda, Insecta, Hymenoptera, Apidae. The transcript has 19 exons.
GUGUGUUCCGAGGCCGGAUCACGGUGGUCCACACGACCAAUUUCGCGUGUAAAUUUCGACGAUCAUUUACGGCCGCGUGUACAGUUCGCGAAACUGUCAACUAGUGACAUUCAUCGGUCUCUAUCUCUUACGAUGCGUUUCACGAGCGAAAUCAAUCUCGACUGAGAAGUAUCGAAUUGCAAUUUCGAGGUUAUCCACCUUAAUCGAGAAUCGAUAUUUAUAGUAAUCUCGUCCCGAUGGUUUCGAAUCGCCUAUCGGUAAGUGCGAUACAAUAUGGUGGACUACAAUCGCGCGCGAUGUUAAUACGGAAAAUUAACCUAAAAUAUCGAUCGAAUCGAUCCGUAUAUGACUAGGACCAAGUGUGCACGUGAAUUCCUCUGGUUGGAACGGCGUAUUAUUGUGUGUAAUAUUUUACGAGAAGUGUCGUCGAUUGAAAUUGUCUUCUGGAAUCGAUCGAAACAUGAUUAGUAACUAAUUUUGACGACAACGUUGUUCGGAUUUGUGACACAACUACAGUGUGCGCAUAUAUAUACGUCUACGUAUACAUGUGUGUAACCGUGUACGUGUGUGUGUUUACAUUGAAUCAGUGCUCGUUGGCAACAUCAUGAUCCGUCGACGUGAGUGCGAUCGAGUACUCUGGAGUGCUACCGAGGGUGUUUCUAGUGCGAGCUUCGGGGUUACCGUCUGCGUGUGGGUUUCGAGAUGCGUCCUGCGGUGCAUCACCCACGAGUAACUGCAAUUGGAGGCCGAUGUACCCGUAUAUAUACCGGUAACUUGGCCACGAGUGAGCGUAGUGUACCGACUAACCGCUGGAGUAAUUAAUCCGACGUAUGUGCGGACAGAUAUCCUUGUUUCUCUACGCAGAGUCAAUCACUGACGUCGAUUCAGAAUCUAGAGUUCGUCGUUUGAUUAACAGCCUCAAAAGAUUAGAGUCUUGAUUGGAAUUACUACGUUGAAGACGACAAUCGAUACUACUGAAAAACACAAGUGCGAACGAUAAAAUUGGAAUCAUCGAUAAAUUAAUGCAUAUAAGAGGAUCGAUUGUUACAUACGCAAAAUAUAUGAAAGAAUGUUCGCGAACACUGAUUGUUCCCAUUUCUUUAUACGCAAAUUCCUUCUAACGUCCAUUAACCGAAUGUCAACAUUGCUUGAAUAACAAAUGACAUCAUUGUGUACUGCGUAUCAUUAGGUAGAGGUAUUAAUUAGAAAAAAGAGGAAAGAUCAGUUUACUUCUGACAAAUUCGUCGAAACCGAUGAUACUACGUAAAUUGAUAUUUCAUGUUGAUAAAUAUUUCCUGCGAAUUUGACCGUGUAAGCGUGUUUUUCAGAGGUUUACCGACUGAUCAUCGACCGCGUGGCUGCCAUAUUACCUGACGUCAGCUGCUUAUCGCAAUCGAUUUGAAGUAUAUAUCGAUUCAAAUAUCGAAUAACGCCAGUACAUUAUUCACAUUGUUUAAGUGACGUGUUCGAAACGAGUGUACGAUUUGGAAAUCAUCCGUUUACGAAAAUAAUUCUAUCCAUCGAGGUUGUGCAAUUGUGUAUCGUAAUACGGGCGUCGCGUGGUUUUUCGUUGGAUAAAAAGUUCUUCUCUACUGACUUUUCUUUAAGUUGAUUAAUCGAAGAAUUUCGGUCAGUGUUCAUUGGCAUCCAUGUUGGAAAGUUGCUAAACGUGCAUUUUGGCGGACAAAGUAAACGUCGAUUAUUCGAAUAGAUAAUUAAUUAAGACCAAGUUCAGAAGGAGAUAUUCGUUCUGCAUAACCAAUCAUCGGUUCGAUAUCCUGAUCACCUUACAGUGUACAUACAUCAUUCGAUUCGAUUCGAAAGGAACGUCUUAAUUAAUAAUCACGCGAACCCAUUGAAAUUCGUGUGCCGUUUCGCAUAUUAAAGAGGGCAAUUAAAGAAAAAAAGGGAAACCUGAGGGGAGAAAGGACCAGAGAAACAGACCUUGGCAACCGUGAGUGGUGGAUUUGGCCAAUCUCAUCGUCUACUUUUUACCUCGUUUCGCGAACACCGAAAAAGAAUUCUCACGCCACACGCCACGAAAGGAACCUUAGACACGCACGCACGCACUCACGCACUCUUCCAGGAUCAGAAAACUCGUGUCCUCGGUGAUUUCAAUUUUUUCAUAGUUUUUUCAAUUCUCUUCAGUGGUCAAUUUUAAUCUUCCGUGGAAUUGCUACACGACGAUCGAGGGCACCCGUCAACGACUCCGCUCGGGACCUAGCAGCGGAGGGACGCAGCGUGGAAAAAUUGCAUCGUAUCGGCCGGGGAUUCUUCCAUCCGUUUUUCGCCGUGUCACCGCAUCGUGUGGCCCCUGUUAAAGACUGUUGGAACCUGGCAGCAUCGUUGAAACGCAGGACCACCUCGCCGAUUCGAUCGUAAUCGGACAAAGAGAAUUCUUUCCCACGAGCAGCUGGUGCUACGAUUGCCCGAGGUUGUUGCGGAAACACGACGCGUAGUCGGAGCUCGGAACUUGACGAUGGAGUGCCGCAAGGGUCGACGGAAAGGUCUACUCAGUGGCCUGGUGUUUGCGUGGCUGGUAACCAGCGGUUGUACCGUCGCGGCGCGAAAUAUAGAUAGGUACGACACCGCGUACGCCUGCGAGGGGAAAACAUUGUGGAUCGAGUGCGGCGAGGGAAAGCUGAUCCAUCUUAUCAGAGCGAAUUACGGAAGGUUCUCGAUAACGAUAUGCAACGAGCACGGGAACACCGACUGGAGCGUCAAUUGUAUGUCACCCAAAUCCUUCCGGGUGCUCAACAGCGAGUGCAACGACCAGCAGAACUGCAGCAUUGUUGCAUCGACGCUGCAAUUCGGCGAUCCCUGUCCCAACACGCACAAGUACCUCGAGGCGCAUUAUCGUUGCCUGUCCGCUGCAACAACCACGACAACGUCCCGUCCGAGUCCUCCGUGGUUCAUGACUUCUCAGCCGAGCGUUUGGAGCACGGCUAAGCCGACUGUCAGGCCUCCCUCGAGGAUUACGACACCCUCGGCUCAGCAACCGCCGCAGCCACCAGCACCGUCCACCCCGGCGCUCCCAAUAACCACCACUCCAAGGUCGCCGAGGUCGCCGCUCGAUAUGGAGGUCGAAGUGGACCAAGACUUAAUAUCUCCUGCGAAUGUUCCGUCUGCGAAUACACCGGCGAUGCCUCCGAUCGUUCCCGAGACCACUCAAGCCACAACCACGUCGACCUUUGCCCCUUGGAGAACGAGUCGAAGGACCACUGUGCCGAGUACCUUAUACCCGGAGUCGAGCUCGAACGGGCAAUGGUACGACUACGGCAGACAAGUGUGUCCCCCGGUGAUAGCCAGGAACCUGUCGUGGAACACGACCAGGGCGGGCGAUGUCGCUGUUCAGAGUUGUCCAGGCGGCGCGAACGGUUUGGCGCGUUGGAGAUGCCUUGCCAGAGGAGACACGGCAUUCUGGCACAGGGACAGCCCGGAUCUGAGCGAGUGCCGCUCCGUAUGGCUCACCACGCUCGAGAACAGGGUGACGGAGGGCGACGUGAUCCUCGGGAUCAGCCGCGAACUGUCGCAGGUGACCAACAACAGCAGAGGGCUUUACGGUGGCGACAUGAUGAUCACGACCAAGAUCAUCAAGAACAUGGCGGAGAAGAUGGCGCAGGAUAUAAGAACGUAUCAGGACGCGAAUCAGAGGGAGGUGAGCGUGACCGAGCUGCUCCAAGGUGUCGUGAGGACGGGUAGCAACCUGCUGGACAAGGCGCAAAUGGCGUCCUGGAAGGAUCUGAGCCAUCAGGAGCAGAUGAGAGUCGCGACCUCUUUAUUGAUCGGCCUCGAGGAGAACGCGUUUUUGCUGGCCGACACGUUGAUGCACGAGAAAACGAUCACUCACGAGGGAAGGAACAUACUGAUGGAAGUACGCGUGUUGGAUGCACGGAACAUCGGUGACGAUUUAGAGAUAUUCCCGACAGAGGCAGCUCAACAGAGGUGGACAGCCUCGAACGAUCGUGUCGAGUUAACUAGAGGAGCUUUGCUAGAGAACAGCGAGGGUGGCAUUGUCCGUUUGGUCUUCAUGGCCUUUGACAGGCUUGAGGAGAUCUUGCAGCCGCAAGCCGAGGUGUCAUCGUUGGUCAUGAACGACGAGCAGCAACCAUUACCGAAAAGGAACACGACCAGGCUUCUAAAUAGCAAAGUGAUCUCCGCGUCUUUAGGCAAAGGAAGGCAUAUUCAGCUUAACGAGCCUGUCAGAGUCUAUUUCAAGCAUCUAUCUAUAGAGAACGUUACCAAUCCGACCUGCGUAUUCUGGGAUUACAUCUUAAGCGCUUGGUCAGAGGAGGGUUGCGAAAUACGGAAAACCAACGAGACUCACACAGUGUGCGAGUGCAAUCAUCUUACAAAUUUUGCCGUUCUGAUGGACGUUCACGCUGUCAGAUUGGACAUAGCUCACCAGGUCGCGUUGCAAAUCAUCACCUAUAUCGGCUGUAUCAUUUCCGUGGUUUGCCUGGUUCUAGCAAUUCUGACCUUUCAAUUAUUUCGCGGACUGAAGUCGGACCGAACGACCAUCCACAAGAAUCUCUGCGUGUGCCUGUUGAUCGCGGAAAUUUUAUUCGUUUGCGGAAUCGGGCAAACGAACCAGAGAAUUGUCUGCGGUAUCGUCGCUGGAUUAUUGCAUUUCUUUUUCCUUUGCGCAUUCGCCUGGAUGUUCCUCGAAGGGUUCCAAUUAUACGUGAUGCUGAUCGAGGUGUUCGAAGCGGAAAAAUCAAGGCUACGUUGGUAUUAUCUGAUCGCCUACGGUGCUCCAUUACUGGUCGUGGCCAUUUCUUGUAUAAUCGAUCCUCUCAGUUACGGAACCGAUCGAUAUUGCUGGCUACGAGCGGACAACUACUUCAUCUUCAGCUUCGUUGGACCAGUGAUACUCGUUAUAUUGGCGAACUUGGUAUUUCUUUCGAUGGCGAUUUAUAUGAUGUGCCGACACGCGAACACAACCGUAGCGAUGAAGAGUAAGGAGCACUCACGAUUGGCCAGCGCAAGUGGAAAGGAAGAGAAUGCUCUUCCCAACAAAUUGCAAGCGCACUUGGCAUGGCUGAGAGGAGCGAUCGUCCUUGUCUUUCUGCUGGGACUCACCUGGACCUUCGGCCUUCUCUACUUGAACCAAGAAUCCGUAGCGAUGGCGUACAUCUUCACCAUAUUGAAUAGCCUGCAGGGGCUGUUUAUCUUUGUGUUCCAUUGCGUUCAGAACGAGAAGGUGAGGAAGGAAUACAGGAAGUUCGUGCGCCGCCACUCCUGGUUGCCCAAGUGCCUAAGGUGCUCCAAGACGGUGGCCGGAAGCUCCGGUGGUUCUUCCGGUACCAGCGGCGGCGGUGGUGGCGCAAAUGGCGGCAAGGACUUCGGCUCUCACAACACCUCGUCGAAUCCGUCGGCGCCCACCACAGACAGCUCCGGAUUGUCGCCGCACGCCGCCUCCAAUUACUUGGCGUCCGGUCGAAGCUGGGCGAUUGUCGAUAGGCAGCCGGCAGUAACAGCGCCACGUGAAUCCUCUUCGACAGAGGCUCACAUCGUGGCGACCCUGCCCUACGCCCGUCACGCCUUCUUACCCUCAGCUCCCAAUAUCCCCAAAUCUGCCACCGCCACUUGGGGCCACCUUAACAAAAACCUCAUGUGGAAGAACAUUUCUUUUAAAUCGUAUUCCCGGGACUCCGGGCACGGCGGUUCCGAGCAGGAAGACUCGCCCAAGACGCACAACACGAUGACCCUGGGCCACUCCGGGCGGAACCGCGGCGCGAGAGGGAUCAACGAGGGGAACGAGAUGAGCGGCAACAGGACGACCGGUGGCGGCGGGGGCGGCAGGCGAGCCGCGUUGCCUUACAAGCACAAAGACGCGGGGAUAAUCGACGGGCGCGUGAACGGGCCGGGCCAUCAUCAGCUGCACGCCCACCACGGCCAACACGUGCACCUGCCGCGGGACCUGGCGAACGAGGACGAGCCCGUCUACGAGGAGAUCGAGCGGGGAGGCGGGGGUGGAGGCGGCGAGAUCCAAGUCUCGGACAUGUCGGACGAGGAUGGGAGGAGGCAGAGCGACAUGAGCAGGCAAUCGUCGAGAAGUUACGGCGAUCACAGGCCGUUGAUCCCUUACUCGCCCGCCACCGAUAGAAAUCUCAUGCAUUACGGGCAAACGUUGACGGAUCGCGGAGGCGGAGGAGGGAAUAUCCAUUGUGACGAGUACAGCCCCGCGUUCGAGAGGACACUCAACACUUGUUGGGAGAAGCUGAGGAAACAGCAGGCAUGGUACGAGAGGGGCGAGCUGCCCCGGCUUCCGGCCAGUUACGGUAUACCGCCUCAGCCGGAUCACACGAGAACAGUCGCGGUUCUGGACGGGCACACGGUCGUCUGUCAUCUGCAGCCGCAGACGGACAUGUAUACCGGCCGCGGGAUGCCACCCCCUUCGUGCAGCGAGUGUUAGGACGGUCCCGCCGCGUCGCGCCGUCUUCUUGUCGUCCUCUUCGUCUUCCUGCACGAGGGAUGAUGGAUAAGCUUUCUCGCUCUCGAGACCACGCCGUUUUCGUGGCAAUUGGCAAUCGAUCGAUGAAGAAGAAAACGAUCGUGCGCUUCUUCGUUGCUCGGGGACCAUGUUGUUGUACUCGAGGAUCGGAUCUCUGCGCGACACGUUCAUUUCCGAGAAGGGAUCGCGCAACAAGGGGGUUGAUCGUCGAUCCCUCUUGAACAACGGUGGUUCGUUCCUGAUAACGAAGAAAGGUCCACGAUACGAUCGACGCAUCUCUGACCUCUACGCGUUCGGCACGGAUGAACGAGAAUCGUGAACGAGUUUCUAGCUCAAACUUAAAACGCGACUACUGGUUGCCGCGUUUUCUUAGCCAUAAGCGGGCACGGCCCUCCCCGGCCGUUCUCGACUCUUCUUUGUUUCUGUUUCCGUUUAUAUAUAUAUAUAUUUUUUUUUCCUUUUCGAGAAUUGCGUGCACCCGCGUGGCGCAAGUCCACGCCAACGGAUCUGUCGUCUCCAGUUCAACAAUCGUGCGAGUGUGUGACGAAAAAAAAAAAAAAUAAAAACGCCGAGGAUUUGUGUACGAUAGUGUGAAUUAUUACGGAAAAAAAGAAGAAAAAAAAAAGAACAAUCGCGAACAAUCUUGUUGAAGUUGAUCGAUAAUCGUCGUUGUACCGUCGAAGCUGUGCUCGGGCUUUGGAAUUGGCUCAUUGACAAAAUGACGCGGAUACGAUGUCGUACGGAGAACGAUAAAACGUGACGAGUCCUCUUCUAGGUUUACUUAAGAUUAUCCGCUUACAGGGAACGCUUACAGAGCUCGGGGUUUCGAGGUGUACGGAUUGUCAAUGAUUCGUACGAGAUGAUCGUUUAACGCUCGUAAAUAAUGUUGGAGAUUAAUUAUUUUCCUUCCGUUCUUCAGGAUCGUUGUUCCCGUUCGUUAUCGAUUAUUAUCCUCGAAGCCUGUCCUCCGUACGCGUUUACGUAAGAUCGAGGUGAAAAUUUCUUCCUCGAUGAUCUCGUCGAUGCUGGCAACGCUCGUUAACGAA